Pomacea canaliculata is the source of this 2575-nucleotide messenger RNA. Its product is annotated as selenoprotein M-like. The record is from RefSeq and is a predicted model, not a curated record. Lineage: Eukaryota; Metazoa; Mollusca; Gastropoda; Architaenioglossa; Ampullariidae. Gene Ontology annotation, molecular function: oxidoreductase activity. Gene Ontology annotation, cellular component: endoplasmic reticulum lumen. The transcript has 4 exons.
CGGUUUGUGAUUUCGCUGGCCACGUCUCACUCCUCGCACCAUGGGGGCGACUGCAAGGAUGGCAUGCUGCUGGCUGCUGUCCGUGACCAUCGCUACAGUGUCGGCAUCGUUUGGGCGAGAUGUUAUGAGCGCUAGAGUGGAGAGCUGCACUGGAUGACGUUUGAAUAGACUGCCAGAGGUCAAGAGGUUCAUCAACCGAGAUCUCCCUCUGUUUCACAAUGUUGCCUUCAAAGCAGUUCCUGGUGCACCACCUGAGCUGCUGCUAUUAGAUGGUGAUGGGAGAGAGAUAGAGCGAAUAGACUUGGCCAUAUACAAUCAGCAAGAAAUAAAUGAUCUUCUUAUAAAAAAAGGUUUUUUCCGCAAAGAUGAUGCCAGCAGCACAAUACCAAAGGAAUAUUUAACAGGUCCCUACAAGGAACUCAAGGAGGACUUAUAAACUUAUCUCAUUCCAUACAAGAAUAAAGAUGCCAUUUCAUGCCAUGUUCUUUACCCCAGUUUUAAGCUGUUUACUUUCAAUUUUAAAGCAAGAAGCAAUAUAUAUUGACUCCUUAAUUAUAGUUACACAAGGUUUCUUUUUUCCUUGAUCCACUUUUUUACCGACAAUUGCGUUUAUUGAAAAGUGAGACAUGCUGAACAGUUUCAAACAAUUUACCCUCUUCAUUAAUCUUUAAAACUUUCAAAAGAACUGUAUGUCAGUAAGUUUUGGACAGGUGACUUUAUCUUUGUUGAUGCCAUGAAAUAGCCUCAGUUGCUGACAUGGCGUAAAACUCCAACUAACUUACCUUUGUUGAGAGGCUUAAAUUUCAUUUCUUGAUGAAGCCAGCAUGCAUUUCAAACAUGCCAAAUCAACCAAGAAAAUUGCUGAUCAAGGUAUUUUAAAGUCUUUUUAUAUUUCAAAACAAGGUCAUGCUUCAGAACAUUUUUCAGAGGUGGCUUACUUAUGAGCAGUAUAAAUAUUUUCCUUUCUACGAAAAAUCAUCUUACCUUCAUUAUUUUAUUGACAAUUGUGAAAAGCUUCAAGUGCUGCACAAAGUACAAAGCUUUGAAAGAGUGGAUCAGAAACAGGCAUGCAUAGUGUUUUGAGAAACAUGCAUUGGAGAAAUGGGAGGUUUGUGGUGCCAUUGCAUUGGCUCUUUAUUGCAAGUGAACAGACACAUGAUCCAUAACAGGGGCUCUUCAUGAGCUUGUUCACUCAACCCCAUGGCAGCAAUAUGUGUCAGGGCUUUUUGUCCAUAAAGCAGAUUUAAUCACUACUUUUCACGAAAUUUCUAUUUACAGGUGACAGAGCAGGUAUUGUGUAUUUUUCUCUCUGAUCAGUUAAAAUUAUCCUGAGGGAUCUGAUUUUUAAUGAUGUGAAGUGCAAUAUGACAUAAAUUAUUCAUGUGUAGUGCUUGUCCUUUUCAGAUUUUUAAAAUGACUUACAGAGUAUUUGAAAAUAAUCAUAUUUAAUACUUCCUCACAUGGCAGAGGUACAAGAUUCUUCCCCAUCCAUCACCCACUCCAUUUAAUUGAAACUAUGCACAUGAAAUAUAAACGUACAGUGCCUCAACAACAUACAGGGUAGCCUCAGAGUCCCAUUAUCUGUGUGAAACUUGCUGAUGUAAAUCAUUUGGUAUAUUAAGCUAUCUAAUAACAAUUCCAAAGAAUGGAGGCUUCAACACAGCAGUUAAAAGGAAAAUUUUGUCCUCAUUGAUUACAUCAAAGAAAUUUCACUGCUAAUAUAUAUAUAAGUUAGUAGCAGGAUUCAGUGAGUCACGUAACAGUAAUUUAUAUACAUAUCGCUGCAUAUUUUUUAUUUCUUACAGUCCUUGUAUUAAUCAUAAUGCACUAUCCAUAUUUUCCAAUUUCAGCUGCUAUUUUUUGUUUGCUGCCACACACAUGAUGUAGUGUGUUUACUACAGCUGUCAUAAAUUGUCACCCUCCUCAAUCUCAAAAUUGCAUUUGUACAUUUUUUUAAAAAGUUUUUCUUAUCUGUGAAGUCUUUUAAGUGUGAGUAUUUGACAUCAGUUGUCAGAUUAGCUGUUGUUAUGGAGUGUAAACACUUUGGAAAAAUGGCUUGGGUUUUUGGUCAGUUCUACAAGUUUACAUAAGAAAAAACUCUGAUAUGCAGCAUCGUUUUAUCAUCUGCCACUUUUAGCGGCCCAAUUCCAGUGUAAAUGGCAGCAUAUUUGUAUUUAUGUGAAGUGCAGGUAUAUGUCUUUGAGCUUGAGCACAUGCCUGAAAAACUGCAUUUUAUGCAAAGGUCUGAUAUUUUUUUUUUGCUUAAAAGUUUGUCAGCACCUACUGGACAAACAUAAUGUUUAAAACAGAGGCCGGUUGAUGUUUUAGUAACUGCAUUUUUGAAAGCUGUGACAUCUAUUGUACGAGAGGGUAAUGAGCUUUACUUCAUGCAAUUCAUUUUUUUUUCUGUGGGUAAAGGAUAGUCAAAUCUGCAGAUACACAUUUGGUUGGCCUAACUGUAUGAGGCUUGUCAUCAAAAUUUUGCGAUGGCAGGCUGAAGAAAAUUGUCAGGCCCCCAAAUGUGUCUCGGCUUAUUGUCAUCAAUAUUCUGUAAAAAUAAACUUUUUAAAAACUU